GCCAGUUUGGAAAUAUUCUUUCUAAAUCCAAUUAAUGCUGCCAAGAACACCUCUGGCAGCAUCUAGCAUUCAUUAAAUCCACCUUGUGACUAAGAUCUCUCACUCUUUUCAUCGUAUUAAAUUAACUAUCCCUCCAUUCCAUUUUCCUCUAUCAGAUUGUGCACACUGCACACUCAAAACUUGAUCACCAACAAAACAAUGAUGCAAGACUCAAUUGGGGUCCCUGCUUGCUUUUCUUCAGCAGAAAAGCAGCAUAGCGAAGAUCACGGGGCUGUGACUCGUUCAGGUCAGAGCGUCUAUAUGUCUGUGUAUAGAACAAAGGUGGCUGAUCAGUGCCGUUUGAUCACCAUCACAUGGUGCAAGAACCUCUUGCUUCACGGGCUUUCGGUGUCAGUGGAAGGCCCAGAAGGAGAGGAACAGUACACAUGCAAGGUUGAGCUGAAGCCGUGGUACUUUUGGAGGAAACAAGGUUCCAAGCGCUUUGUGGUAGAUGGUAAAGCUGUUGAUGUUUUCUGGGACCUUAAGGCUGCCAAGUUUAACGGCGAAACGGAACCAACCUCGGAGUACUACGUGGCAGUGGUUUGUGAUGACGAGGUUGUGCUGCUUCUUGGUGAUCUCAAGAAAGAGGCGUACAGAAGGACGGGGUGUAGACCAGCACUUAUUGACCCCAUUUUGGUUUCGAAGAAAGAGCACAUUUUUGGGAAGAAGAAGUUCUCCACUAGAGCCAAGUUCCACGAGAAGGGUAGGUGGCAUGAGAUUUCAAUCGAGUGCAAGAACAAGGGAAGUGGCGAUUCUCCAAGUGGGGUUCAGCCAGAGAUGGAGAUAAGGAUCGAUGGGCACUUGGUGAUUCAUGUCAAGCACUUGCAGUGGAAGUUUAGAGGCAACGAGUCGAUUCAUCUCAGCAAGAUGAGAGUAGAGGUAUACUGGGAUGUUCAUGAUUGGCUUUUUAGUCCUGGUUUAAAGCAUGCUUUAUUCAUUUUUAAGCCAAUUUUGUCAUCGUCUAGUACCACUACUACUUCUUCUAUGUCAUCUUCAACGUCACCUUCGUUAUCAUCCUCAUCACCUCCACUAUCUAGUGAUCAGUCAAGGGGUUCUGGAUCAGUGGAGGGUUUUAGUGUUAGUGGGACAUCAGAGUUUUGCUUGUUUCUCUAUGCUUGGAAGGUUGAGUGAAGGGACCAUGUUAACUUAAUAGUAUAUCAUCAUCAACGCCGGAAAAAUAAGGUUGAAAAUGGACUAGGGUCUCCAAGUUAUGGAAUGGUGAGGAUGCAGAUUGAGAUUGGGUUGAGAGAGAGAGAGAAAGGGAAUUGGAUUGAGAAAGAGAAAGGCAUAGUGGGGCCAAACAGUGGCUUGGGAGUUAGUUACAGCUGGGGUUGAGCAAAUGCGCAUAAUUGUGGACAAGACAGAUUGUAUCACGAUCACACACAUGCCCAAUAAUUCUCCAUCUAGAGGCAUCUACAUUUUACCACAUUGGAAAAUGCUCUUUCUUGAUCCGAUCUUGGUAAGAGAGCUGCAUAAUAUGUAUCUUCCAAAAUCUAUCAACCAAGGGUAUAUGUUACCUAAAUUUUGUAUCACACAAAAAAUAUAUAUAUCGACAGAAGAUUUCUACACUGAA
This is a messenger RNA of Cajanus cajan (pigeon pea), 1612 nucleotides long. RefSeq lists its product as uncharacterized. Lineage: Eukaryota; Viridiplantae; Streptophyta; Magnoliopsida; Fabales; Fabaceae. The record is from RefSeq and is a predicted model, not a curated record.